This is a messenger RNA of Bipolaris oryzae ATCC 44560, 174 nucleotides long. RefSeq lists its product as uncharacterized. The record is from RefSeq and is a predicted model, not a curated record. The annotation marks the transcript as partial. The transcript has a single exon. NCBI's taxonomy places the organism in Eukaryota, Fungi, Ascomycota, Dothideomycetes, Pleosporales, Pleosporaceae.
AUGCUUGCCCAUUAUGCCAAUCUUCCAACCGUGUCCUCGGUAAUAGCUUUCAACCGGCGCAACAAAUCAUCGGGCUUGGAUGCCCUCGGGCGCCAGCUCGCUGCUCUCAAGUCACGGGAUCUCACUCUUUCUCCUUCAGCCUCGGGAAAAAUUUCCGUUUUCGAAGUGGACAUG